AUGUCAGAUUACAGUUUUUUAAUAUUUUUAGGUUCAGUGUAUACAUUUUUAGGAGAAAACGCCGCGGACGUAGCAGAAAUCAAGCUUACCAAAGAUUUUUUGGUAGACUUAUCCCUUACUAGUGAAAUUGAUAAGAAGAAGAUUGAGAAGUAUUACGAUCAUAUUGAGUCGAUGUUGGUUCUUGGCGAGGGUGAAACGAUUGUUGAACUGGGAGCUUCGACAGAUGAUCCCGUUGACAAAGGUUUAGCUUAUAGUACGUUUGUGCGAGUUGCAGUAGUAGGUAAUGUGGAUGCAGGAAAAUCUACUUUGCUGGGUGUGUUGACCCAUAAUGCGUUGGAUGAUGGUAGAGGACUAGCGCGCCAAAAGCUUUUUAGACACAAACAUGAAUUUGAAACAGGACGUACUUCUUCUGUGGGUCACGAUAUUCUAGGUUUUGACGUUGCUGGAAAUAUUAUGAAUCACUCUGAUACGCAUAGCGGUCAUCUUGAUUGGAUUAAUAUCUGUCAAAAUUCUGCGAAGGUCGUUACAUUUAUUGACUUAGCUGGUCAUGAGAAGUAUUUGAAGACUACCAUCUUUGGUAUGACUGGUCAUGCGCCAGACUACACCAUGCUUAUGGUUGGUUCUAAUGCUGGGAUCAUAGGGAUGACAAAAGAACAUUUGUCGCUGGCGCUUUCUUUAAGUGUUCCUGUGUUUAUAGUUGUUACGAAGGUUGAUAUGUGUCCUGAACAGGUUCUGGCCGAAACUCUAAAAAACAUAGAUCGCUUAAUGAAAAGUCCUGGCGUAAGAAAAUUGCCAAUUGCUAUACGCAGUCUUGAGGAUGUGGUCCAAGCUGCAAUGGUUUGCCCGGUGUUUCAAGUCUCAAAUGUGUUUGGGACAAAUCUAAACCUUUUACGUGCAUUUCUAAACUUAAUUCCACUUCGGCGGAAGCUUGCACUUGAUGCUCCUGCAGAAUUUCAAAUUGAUGAUGUUUACUGGGUCAAUGGAGUGGGUACUGUGGUGUCAGGAACUUGUCUUGCCGGUAAAGUAUCAGUGAAUGACACACUGCUAAUUGGCCCAAAUAAGACCGGCGAAUUUGUUCCUGUACCUGUGAAGUCAAUACACCGUAAACGUAUGCCUGUUAACCAUAUCAGAUGUGGACAGACAGCUUCUUUUGCCAUACGAAAGCUAAGUAAAAAAGAAGUACGGAAAGGAAUGAUGUUAGUUUCUCCUCUUCUUAACGUAUUUUCUUCAAUGCAGUUUCAAGCUGAGAUUUUAAUACUUCAUCACCCUACCACGAUAUCUCAGGAUUACCAAGCAAUGGUGCACAUUGGUUCUAUACGACAAACUGCUACGAUUAUAAAAAUGACAAAAGAUGUACUGAGGACCGGUGAUCGUGAUGUAGUGACUUUCAAAUUUAUGAAAUGUCCCGAAUAUUUGCGUGAGGGCUCUAGAAUGGUAUUUCGCGAGGGUCGAACAAAAGCUGUUGGGACUGUUGUAAAAGUAUUUCCAUUUACGCCAGCAGCAUUACCAAAACCGAAUCGAACGAAACAUCUAAAAUAUAAAGGCAAACUUUAA
This is a messenger RNA of Enterobius vermicularis (human pinworm), 1554 nucleotides long. Lineage: Eukaryota; Metazoa; Nematoda; Chromadorea; Rhabditida; Oxyuridae. The record is from the annotation of a GenBank genome assembly.